AUGCAUAAUGAAGAGAUAUCACAGAAUAUUAAUAAUAAUCUAUCUAUGGAAUGGAGUGUAGAAUGGUCUAUGAACUUGACUCAAGAUCAAACUACUAUAAAUUUACCAAACGUUUAUAAUAAUAAUCCACUCAUAGAAUGGCCCGCAAGCUUUAAUCAAAAUAGGGCUAAUAAUAAUCUACCUAUUGAAUGGUCUACAGACUUUACAAAUAAUAAUCAGUCUAUAGAAUGGAAUGCAA
This is a messenger RNA of Dentiscutata erythropus, 238 nucleotides long. Lineage: Eukaryota; Fungi; Glomeromycota; Glomeromycetes; Diversisporales; Gigasporaceae. The record is from the annotation of a GenBank genome assembly.